GAUAGAAACAUGGCUCUUGCGGCUGCAGCUCUUCCAACGCUUUACGAGUACUAUACUGGAGGUGGUGUAGUUUCUGGUUUAUCGGAUAAACAACCGUAUUUUACCUUAAAUGAUAAAAACAUUACUAUAUAUAGUGGAGCUUUCCACUAUUUUCGGGUACCAAGGGCAAACUGGAGGGACCGAUUGAGAAAAAUGCGAAGUGCUGGUCUGAAUACUGUCGAAACAUACGUUCCAUGGAAUUUACAUGAAUACCAGUCUGGUGUUUAUGAUUUUGGAAACGGCGGAUCAGAAAUGGAAGACUUUCUUCACCUUGAAGAAUUUCUGAAAACCGCUCAAGAAGAAGACCUCUUUGCGCUCGUUCGUCCUGGCCCAUACAUUUGUGCCGAAUGGGAGUUUGGCGGACUGCCCAGUUGGAUUUUGAGAAAUACUAGUUCCGUAAGAAAUUCUAAAGACGAAAAUUAUCUCUCCAUCGUCAAACGAUACUUCAACGCCCUCUUUGCCAUCUUAACACUUCUGCAAUUCCAAAAAGGUGGUCCGAUAAUUGGUUUUCAAAUUGAAAAUGAAUACGGCAAUACUGGAAAUGACGACACCGAUUAUCUCCUUCAGCUCAAACAAAUGUAUUUGGAUAACGGCAUUGUGGAACUUUUAUAUACUUCCGAUCCACCGGGUGUUAAUGGUCGUGGGGGUAUACCGGACAUUUUGCAGACUGCUAACUUUAAUACUAAUCCUAAAAGUCAACUAGACAAAUUGAAUACGCUGCAGACGAAUAAACCUACUAUGACUAUGGAAUAUUGGACGGGUUGGUUUGACCAUUGGCUGGAAGAUCACCACACAGUGAGCACCGAGACUUUCAAGGAGCGAUUCGAAGAAAUUCUUGAUUAUCCUUCAUCUGUAAAUAUGUAUAUGUUCGUUGGUAGCACAAAUUUCGGUUUUCUGAAUGGUGCCAAUAGUCUGCAUUCCGGAGACGAUAAUUCCGGGUUGCAACCCACGACUAGCAGUUACGACUAUGAUGCUCCAUUGACAGAAUAUGGUGAUUACUCUCCAAAAUACACGGUGGUAAAGGAAGCCAUAGCUGCACGAAAUCCAGUUCAAACUAAAAUACCAGAUCCUCCACAAAGCACUCCACCCAAAGCUUAUGAGACGCUUGCUGUUGAGAAAGAACUAUAUCUCUCAACGGUCAUUAAAAAUGUCAAAGAAACGUUCACAAGUGAGGACGUAAUUCCUAUGGAGCUCCUACCGAUGAACAACAACUCAGGGCAAAGUUUCGGUUACAUAGUCUAUCGUAAAUCCAACAUAGAUAUUCCUGGAAACGCCGUAUUAAAAAUUUCUGGCUACGUUAGAGACACAGUGUUAGUUCUGAUAAAUGGAAAUUUAAUCAAUAGUGCUCCCAAAUCGUCAGAGGAUAUAGGAGGCUUUGGUUUUUGGAAACUGAAAGAUUCCACUUUAACUCUCACCGACACUGAAAUUAAGGCAGCUACAUUAGAUAUAGUUGUAGAAAACUUUGGCCGGAAUAAUUACGGGGGAUUGAGUCAGUUCCGCCAAUUUAAAGGUUUAACUGAACCUGUGUACAUUAACGAUAACAAAAUAACUGACUGGGAAUUAAUACCGCUUGAGUUCAAGAAACAGGAUAAUCUUAACUUAUUGGGUUGGCAGCUUAAAACAGAUGAUGGAAGAACUCCCGCAUUGUACAAAUCUACUCUAACCAUCGAAGAUGAUCCUCAAGACACUUUUAUAGACAUGAGAGAUUGGUACAAAGGAAUAGUAAUUGUUAAUGGUUUUGUGAUUGGCAGACAUUUCUAUUUGGGCCCACAGCAGUCUCUGUAUAUACCGGCACCAUUUUUAGUUAAAGGAAAAAACGAUAUCGUGAUAUUUGAACACUUCACUGCGCCGGAUUCUAUCAAGUUUUCUGAUUCGCCUAUUUUUGGAAAACCGUCACAUUAACAGUGAUAUUUUAGUUACAAUACGAAGACAAAUAACAAAUUUAGAUAUGAAUAUACGAUUAUGAUACAGCAGUAAAUAAAAUAUUUAAUUAACAGAUA
Molecule: messenger RNA, 2039 nt
Organism: Anoplophora glabripennis (Asian longhorned beetle)
Lineage: Eukaryota; Metazoa; Arthropoda; Insecta; Coleoptera; Cerambycidae
Product: beta-galactosidase-1-like protein 2
Exons: 3
Coding region: 10-1941 (643 amino acids)
Biological process (GO): carbohydrate metabolic process
Cellular component (GO): vacuole
Molecular function (GO): beta-galactosidase activity
Source: RefSeq, a predicted model, not a curated record